AUGACGAAAGAAGACAUCUGCAUCACCGGCAUUUCGGGACGAUACCCGCAAGCGGACAGCUUCUCAGAGUUCAAGGAGAAGCUCAACGCGGGCGUCGACUUUAUCACAGACGAUGAAGCUCGUUGGCCCCGAGGUUUCCUCGGAGUCCCCAAUAGGAUGGGCACCAUUAAAGACUUGUCGCGGUUCGACGCGAGCUUCUUCAGAGUGCCGCCUAAGCAAGUGCAGCUCAUGGACCCCAUGCUGCGUCUUCUUUUAGAGAGCUCGUACGAAGCCAUCGUGGACGCCGGCUACGAUCCGGCGACGCUGCGAGGACGAAAGAUAGGCGUCUUCGUCGGCUGCGCGUUGUCCGAGACGAUGACGCUGUUCGGCAGUGACGCGGGCACGAUCGACGGCUACAUCUCGACCGGGGCGUCACUGCACAUGUUCUCGAAUCGAGUUUCCUACUGCUUCGACUUUGACGGACCAAGCUUUACAGUGGACUCGGCAUCCUCUUCGACUAUGACAGCAUUCAGCCUAGCCCUGCAGUCACUUCGCGCAGGUGACUGCGAGGCUGCCAUCGUGGGGGGCUGCAGUAUCAUACUAAACCCGCUCACCACGCUAACCUUGUACCGCUUUGGCCUGCUGUCACGAGACGGGAAGAGCAAGUCGUUCGACGAUAAAGCGGAUGGUUAUGUGCGAAGUGAAACCAUAGGAGCUGUGUUUCUUCAGCGGGCUUCUGAAGCACGCAGGAUCUACGCCAAGGUGGUUAACGUGAAAUCCAACGCAGACGGCUACAAGGUUCAAGAUCACUAUGCUGAAGACAAAUAUGAUGUUCAAAGCCUGGCAAGGGAACAAGCAUAA
Messenger RNA from Dermacentor silvarum, 840 nucleotides. Its product is annotated as fatty acid synthase-like. Gene Ontology annotation, biological process: fatty acid biosynthetic process. Gene Ontology annotation, molecular function: fatty acid synthase activity. NCBI's taxonomy places the organism in Eukaryota, Metazoa, Arthropoda, Arachnida, Ixodida, Ixodidae. The transcript has 5 exons. Bases 1 to 840 code for a protein of 279 amino acids. The record is from RefSeq and is a predicted model, not a curated record.